AUGGCCGCCUUUGCCGCAGGAAUAAACAAGCAGGGCUCCCUGACGACCAUGGAGCCGUGCGUUCGACACGGCCGAGCGGCCAACGGAGGCACCGUCAAGGUGCUAGAGUGUGGCGUGUGCGAGGACGUCUUCUCCCUCCAAGGGGACAAGGUGCCUCGCCUGCUGUUGUGCGGGCACACCGUGUGCCAUGACUGCCUAACCCGGCUGCCCCUGCACGGUCGAGCGGUCCGCUGCCCCUUCGACAGGCAGGUUACAGAACUGGGCGACUCUGGAGUGUGGGGGCUGAAAAAGAACUUUGCUCUUUUGGAGCUUCUGGAGCGACUGCAGAAUGGGGCCACCAACCAAUCGGGAAUGACAGAAGACGCUCUGAAGGGAAUGGGUGAGCAGUGCAUCAUCCGAUGCGACGAGGACGAGAGCCACACAGCCACCAUGUACUGCACCGUGUGCGCCACCCACCUGUGCGCCGAGUGCUCGCAGCUCACCCACUCCACCCGCACGCUGGCCAAGCACCGUCGCGUACCGUUGGCCGACAAGCCCCACGAGAAGACGCUGUGCCCGCAGCACCAAGUGCACGCCAUCGAAUUUGUGUGCCUGGAGGAAGCGUGCCAGCCGGGCCCGCUCAUGUGCUGCGUGUGCAAGGAGUACGGCAAGCAUCAGGGACACAAGCAUGCCGUCCUGGAGACAGAGGCUAACCAGAUACGGGCGUCCAUCUUGGAUAUGGCGCACUGCAUCCGCACGUUCACGGAGGAAGUGUCGGAGUACUCCAGGAAGCUGGUGGGCAUCGUGCAGCAGAUUGAGGGAGGCGAGCAAAUCGUGGAGGACGGCGUCGGCAUGGCGCACACGGAACACGUACCCGGCACAGCGGAGAGCGCUCGCUCCUGCGUGCGCGCCUACUUCGCCGACCUCCAUGAGACGCUCUGUCGUCAGGAGGAGAUGGCGCUGAGCGUGGUGGACGCCCACGUCCGCGAGAGGCUCAUCUGGUUGAGGCAGCAGCAGGAGGACAUGACCAUACUACUGUCCCAGGUGUCCACCGCCUGCCUACACUGCGAGAAGACGCUGCAGCAGGACGACUGCAGAGUGGUGCUGGCCAAGCAGGAGAUUAACUGUCUGCUGGAGACUCUUCAGAAGUCUCAGCAUCAAUUCACAGAAUUGGCCGACCACAUCCAACUCGACGCGGGAAUCCCUGUCACCUUCACCAAGGACAACCGGGUCCAUAUUGGUCCCAAAAUGGAGAUUCGUGUUGUGACUCUGGGACUGGACUGUGCUGGGAAAACCACCAUCCUGUUCAAGCUCAAACAGGACGAGUUCAUGCAGCCCAUUCCCACUAUAGGUUUUAACGUGGAGACAGUGGAAUAUAAGAACUUGAAAUUUACCAUCUGGGAUGUGGGAGGAAAGCACAAACUGAGGCCAUUGUGGAAACACUAUUUUCUUAACACACAAGCGGUCAUUUUUGUGAUAGACAGCUGUCAUCGGGACCGACUGAUGGAGGCGCACAGCGAGCUGGCCAAGCUGCUGACUGAGAAAGAGCUGAGAGACGCCCUGCUUCUCAUCUUUGCCAAUAAGCAGGACGUACCAGGCGCCGUGUCGGUGGAGGAGAUGACAGAGCUACUUAGCCUGCACAAGCUGUGCUGCGGCAGAAGCUGGCACAUCCAAGGCUGCGAUGCCCGCAGCGGGAUGGGUCUUCACGAGGGCCUGGAUUGGCUGUCCAGACAGCUGGUGGCCGCUGGGGUCCUGGACGUGGCCUAG
Molecule: messenger RNA, 1746 nt
Organism: Nerophis lumbriciformis (worm pipefish)
Lineage: Eukaryota; Metazoa; Chordata; Actinopteri; Syngnathiformes; Syngnathidae
Source: RefSeq, a predicted model, not a curated record